This is a messenger RNA of Laccaria bicolor S238N-H82, 375 nucleotides long. RefSeq lists its product as uncharacterized. Bases 1 to 375 code for a protein of 124 amino acids. Lineage: Eukaryota; Fungi; Basidiomycota; Agaricomycetes; Agaricales; Hydnangiaceae. The record is from RefSeq and is a predicted model, not a curated record. The transcript has 3 exons.
AUGCACACAUUCAACUUCACUCGCCCAUUCGCUCUCGUCCUCCGAGUCCUCGCAAUCGCCUGUCUCGCGAUCGCGGCGCCAACCUCGGAUGUUCACGCAGACCCAGGUUCUGCUGCUGCCGUUCACGCAGUGGGCAAUGUCCCCGAUACUGCACUUAUCAAGGACACAAUUGCGACCCAUUUUCCCUCAGCCACCUCGACCAUCGACGAAACAGGUGGUUCGACACUCAAGCAAGACUCUUUGAAUUGUCUUAUGGAUGGUUCUUAUUGCAUGUCCAAUAGUGAUUGUUGUUCGGAACUCUGUGUAGUAUUUGAGUCCUCUCCGUUAUCACGUACUGUUUUUGUCGACUGGUGCACUGGUUUGGUUCCGAGCUGA